Lycium ferocissimum is the source of this 651-nucleotide messenger RNA. RefSeq lists its product as uncharacterized. The record is from RefSeq and is a predicted model, not a curated record. The transcript has a single exon. Bases 1 to 651 code for a protein of 216 amino acids. Lineage: Eukaryota; Viridiplantae; Streptophyta; Magnoliopsida; Solanales; Solanaceae.
AUGGAAAAAAAUUAUUCUUCCUGGGAGUUUCAGUUUCAACUAUUUGUCACUGGAAAAGAAUUAUGGGGCCAUAUAGAUGGAAGUGAUCCUGCUCCUACGGAUCCUAUAAAGUUAGGUCAAUGGAAGGUCAAAAAUGCUCGGAUGAUGACAUGGAUUUUAGGGUCAAUUGAUCCUAUUAUUAUUCUUAAUCUCAGACCAUACAAGACUGCGAAAUCCAUGUGGGAGUAUUUACAAAAGGUUUACAACCAAGAUAAUAGCUCAAGACGCUUUCAGUUAGAGCAUGAAAUUGCCAAUUACUCUCAAGGAAGUCUCUCUGUUCAGGAUUAUUUUUCGGGAUUUCAGAACUUAUGGGCUGAAUUUACUGAUAUUGUUUAUGCAAAAAUACUUGCCGAAUCUCUCUCUAUAAUUCAGGCAGUUCAUGAGCAAAGCAAUCGAGAUCAAUUUUUGAUGAAAUUACGAUCCGUGUUUGAGAGUGUUAGCUCUAACUUGAUGAAUCGUGACCCGUAUCCCUCUUUGGUUGUUUGUUUUAGGGAAUUACUUCGUGAAGAGCAGCGUAUUGUCACACAAAACGCUUUCAAGCAAGCACAUGAUGUCAUUGUUGCAUUUGUUGCUCAAGGAAAAGGAAAGGGCAGGGAUAUGACUAGAACUUAA